Molecule: messenger RNA, 1473 nt
Organism: Musca vetustissima
Lineage: Eukaryota; Metazoa; Arthropoda; Insecta; Diptera; Muscidae
Gene: Cyp313a4
Product: probable cytochrome P450 313a4
Exons: 8
Coding region: 1-1473 (490 amino acids)
Molecular function (GO): monooxygenase activity; oxidoreductase activity, acting on paired donors, with incorporation or reduction of molecular oxygen; iron ion binding
Source: RefSeq, a predicted model, not a curated record
AUGUCAUAUUGGACAAUUUGUGUAAUUUUGUGCUUGUGGCUUUAUUGGCUGUGGACACGCCGGAAGUAUUACGCUUUGAUGUUCAAAAUACCGGGACCGAUAGGAUAUCCUCUUUUGGGAAAGGCUCUACAUCUGACUGGCAAAAAUGAUCCUUUGGACGUGAUACACACACACAGCGAAUUAUUUGGUCCAUUGAUGUAUACAUGGCUGGUUACCUACCCGGUUUUGGUUGUAACCGAACCGGAUAUUAUUCGUGAUAUAUUGACGUCACCGUAUUGUACAAAUAAAGGUGUACUGUACAAACCGAUUAACAAAGGAGUUGGGAUAGGUCUAUUUUCUUCCGAAGAUCCCGAAUGGAGUGUUCAUAGGAAAUAUUUAAAUCCGGCAUUUGGUCAUAAAAUAUUACUGAGUUUUAUGCCAAUCUUUAAUCAGGAGGUGAAUAAGGUUUUAAAACUAUUCAAAGAACUCAACGAAUGUUUGGAUGUGAUUACUUUGUUGCAAGAUUUCACCUUGAAUGUGGCUAUAAGAACGACCAUGGGAGUUAAUGGAGCCGACGAGGUUGGAAAUGGACCCAAUACUGAUCUAAUAAAAAGUUAUCAGUGUGUUGUUGAAAAUAUGACUGAAAUGGUGUUUUCGCCAUGGUUGACUAAUAAUUUUAUUCGGAGGGUGUUUGGAGUCUACGAACCAUUCAACUCAUGCAAAGCAGACAAUCGCAAGUUUAUUAGAACGCUUAUAAGCAACAAAUUAAAUGUAGAUGCUGACACUAAUCUGACGCGAGGAGAAUCUAAAAAUAUGAAUAUCUUCAUAGAUCAAGCCAUAGAACUUAUGAAAAAGAAUAUUUUCACAGUGCAGCAUGUGGAAGAUGAAUCGAAUACAAUCGUAUUAGGGGCUUUCGAGACCACGGCUAAUACAAUCGGAUAUGUUCUUAUUUUGCUUGCAAUGUUCCCGGAAUAUCAACAAAAAGUCUAUGAGGAACUAUUGUCCAUAUUUCCAGAUGGUGGAGAUUUUGACGUGACCUAUGCAAAUACUCAAGAUAUGAUCUAUAUGGAUAUGAUUAUCAAUGAAUCUAUGCGUGUACUGACACCAGUGCCAUUAGUAGCACGUGAGAAUUCACAAGAUGUCAAGCUCUCCAAUGGAAUAGUUAUACCAGCGGGAGUUCAAUUUGUUCUUAACAUUUUCACCAUGCACAGACGUAAGGACUUGUGGGGUCCUAGAGCUGAUAUGUUUGAUCCCGAUCAUUUUCUGCCUUGUAACAUGGAAGACAAACAUCCGUAUGCGUUUAUUCCGUUCACAAAGGGAAUACGGAACUGUAUAGGUUGGAGAUAUGGUCUCAUGUCAACGAAGGUAGCCUUGGCAAAGUUAUUAAGGAAUUUCACAUUUUCAACGGAUUUCCAGUACAAAGAUUUGGAAUUUUAUAACUCAAUUGUGCUGAAGCUAAAGCAUACUCCCGUUUUGAGAAUUGCAAGGAGAUAA